UCUUUCUCCCUCCACAAAUCAUAAUCGCCUUCCAAUUUCUUCCACAUAAAACUACUCUCCCAAAUCGCCAAAUCCCGCCCUUCUCUGUUUCUCACUCGCACCACCCACUUCAUUUCUCCUCUGCAUCAUCAAUGGCGUCUGCAGCUUCCCCUGCCACUUUCCAUCUCCUUCCCACCACAUCCUCUUCCACUUCUUCAACCCGCUCCGCCCUUCUUCAGUUUUCCCCCACCGCCACUUCCUCUUCCUCAAUCCGCCUCCGCAGCGCCCCCAUUCAGCGCCUUGGCUUUUCCGCCUCCGACCCACUUUUCUCCCUCCAUGUCGCCUCCAAGAUUCGGUCGUUUCGGGGCAAGGCUUCGAGGGGUGUGGUGUCCAUGGCUAAGAAGAGCGUUGGGGAUUUGACUGCUUCUGAUUUGAAGGGGAAGAAAGUGUUCGUGAGGGCUGAUCUGAAUGUGCCCUUGGAUGAGAAUCAGAAUAUUACUGAUGACACUAGGAUCAGAGCUGCUAUUCCUACAAUCAAGCAUUUGACGGAGAAGGGAGCUAAAGUCAUCCUCUCCAGCCAUCUGGGACGACCAAAAGGAGUGACUCCAAAAUUCAGCUUGGCACCUCUUGUGCCUAGGCUUUCUGAGCUUCUUGGCAUUCAGGUUGUGAAGGCUGAUGACUGCAUUGGUCCUGAGGUUGAAAAAUUGGUUGCUUCCCUACCCGAAGGUGGAGUCCUUCUCCUUGAGAAUGUGAGAUUCUACAAGGAAGAAGAGAAAAAUGAACCCGAGUUUGCGAAGAAGCUUGCUUCUCUAGCUGAUCUUUUUGUAAAUGAUGCAUUUGGAACUGCCCAUAGAGCUCAUGCGUCGACCGAGGGAGUCACCAAGUUUUUGAAGCCUUCUGUAGCUGGUUUCCUCUUGCAAAAGGAACUCGACUAUCUAGUAGGGGCCGUGUCGAGCCCCAAGAGGCCAUUUGCUGCUAUUGUUGGUGGUUCGAAGGUCUCUUCAAAAAUUGGAGUGAUCGAGUCACUUCUAGAGAAGUGUGACAUCCUACUCCUUGGUGGUGGAAUGAUCUUUACAUUCUACAAGGCACAGGGACUUUCCGUUGGUUCAUCUUUGGUGGAAGAGGAUAAGCUUGAACUAGCAACCUCCCUCCUCGCGAAGGCAAAGGCGAAAGGAGUAUCCCUUUUGUUACCGACCGACGUCGUCAUUGCAGAUAAGUUUGCUCCAGAUGCAAACAGCAAGAUUGUCCCAGCAUCUGCUAUCCCUGAUGGAUGGAUGGGGCUGGACAUUGGACCAGAUUCCGUAAAGACAUUCAAUGAUGCUUUGGACACUACCCAAACUAUCAUCUGGAAUGGACCAAUGGGAGUGUUCGAAUUCGACAAGUUUGCAGUCGGAACAGAGUCGAUUGCUAAGAAACUUGCAGAGCUCAGCGGGAAGGGGGUGACGACCAUCAUCGGAGGUGGAGACUCGGUUGCAGCUGUGGAGAAGGUGGGAGUUGCGAGCGUUAUGAGCCACAUUUCGACUGGUGGGGGUGCCAGUUUGGAGUUGUUGGAAGGCAAAGAGCUACCCGGUGUCCUUGCUCUCGAUGAGGCGGUACCUGUCGCCGUGUAGGUGAUGGAUCAUUCCAUUUAAUUUUUUUCUCCUCCCCGUUGCAGCUGAAUGCUUGAAUUGCAAUGUGUAAGAGAGAAAUAUAUUGAUGUAGAAAUAAGAGUUCUUGUUGUAAAAGUGGUAGCGUUAUGUCUCUCUGCAUUUGACAUUCCCUUGCCGGCUGGGAACAGAUUGUAGGGAUAACUGUUCCAAGAGUUGUAAUAAAUUUGUGCAUCAAUCUCUCAUUUUCCUCUGUA
This is a messenger RNA of Cucurbita moschata (crookneck pumpkin), 1822 nucleotides long. RefSeq names its product phosphoglycerate kinase, chloroplastic-like. Gene Ontology annotation, cellular component: cytosol. Gene Ontology annotation, molecular function: ATP binding; ADP binding; phosphoglycerate kinase activity. Bases 132 to 1589 code for a protein of 485 amino acids. NCBI's taxonomy places the organism in Eukaryota, Viridiplantae, Streptophyta, Magnoliopsida, Cucurbitales, Cucurbitaceae. The record is from RefSeq and is a predicted model, not a curated record. Gene Ontology annotation, biological process: gluconeogenesis; glycolytic process. The transcript is spliced from 6 exons.